GAUAACGGUUCAUCACAUUGGUAUCGAGACUAACUUUCCUGACCUCAAUUUUCCACAACUCGCGAUACUGGUCGCAACUUUUUAAAAUGAGCACUGCAAGUGCUGCGGCUCGCGCUCGCGAGACCGAGGCUGCUCUGCAGCAACAGCAACAGCAGCAGCCGCAAAUUCCUGGCGCUGCUGGCGUAGUGGGUGCCAAUAUUCCUCCGGUCAACAAUGGCGACCCGCCCGCUCAGGCCGCAGCGGCUCAGGCUGCUGCAGCGGAGGAGCAGGCUCGCAUUGCGGCUAAUGCUUCACGGCUCCGCGCCAUGCCCCUCAACGACACGCCGGUUGACGAGGACGAGGACAUGGCGGAGGCCGCGGCCGGGCCGAGCAGUCCGAAGCUGGACAAGCGCACCCUGAACGCCAACACGCCCAAGUUGGUGUUCACUGUCGAGGAGGCGGAGCGCAACGACAUGACGGUGGCGCAGCUCAUCGACAUUCUGGCCGAUGAUGUGGAGCGCAUCGUUCUGCUGGCGGACGGCAAGCUGCCGCGCGACCGGGUGCCCAUCACCCUGUGGCUGGAGAUGGCGGUGGAUAACCUGCAACUGCGUGGCCGUCUGCGCGCGGCGCUGUCUGCGGAGUUUGGCGGUUACCUGCCGGUCAACGCAUGGCACUGGCUGCGUACGUGGCUGAAGAAGCACGUCACGUCCGCCGAGGAGCUGUCUGCGCUUUCGGCCUGGAUUAAGCUCAAGGAGCAGGGCGGGAUUCAGACGCUGUCGGAGCUGCUACAGGUCAUCGCGGACAUGCAGCGCCUGCUUCCGCGUGACUUCGACCAGCUGUGCAUCCUGCAGGCGCUGAGCCUGGUGCCGCUGCGCCUGCGCAACAUGCUGUUGCGCAAGACGCUGCAGGACGGCAAGCAGGAGGACUGGGCGAGCUGGGCUGAGUUUGAGCAGGUGCUCGCUGCGCACGUGUCUGCCUUCCCCGGCUACGGCAAGCACGCCGGUUCCGGCGGCCAGGGCGGCACGCCCAAGAAGCAGAAGACGGACGCCAGCAGCAGCCCGGGCUACGGCGGCGGCAACAAGGGCGACGGCGGCAAGGGCGGCAGCAAGGGCGGCAACCGCAGCUUCUCCAACCGCUCCAGCAGUGGCGCGGGUGGCAGCGGCAUUGCGCGGCCGACGCCGCUGCACCUCACCGGUGCCGGCGCCGCCAAGCGCUACCCCUUCGACGAGAACAAGCCGGAGCGCCGCCUGUACGUGCCCAACCAGACCAAGGCGGACCGCGACAAGCUCGCCGCGCAGAACAAGUGCUGGAUCUGCGAGGGCAAGGGCCACGACCACAAGACGUGCCCCAACCGCGGCGGCACCAAGUCGGGCGAGCCCAAGAGCCUGUACGACCGCGACCGCUACUGGUACUGGGAGAAGAAGUAGGGGGUUGAGCCUUGCCCAGCUAGGGACACGGCUGAGCUCGCGUGUGCGUAUGCCACGGACUCGCAAGCAACUCACUCUCAUUGUGAUGCGUCAGUAAGCGCAUGUGCCUUCGGUGUGGCACAACCUGCAUGUGAUUCGGUGCCUUGUGUAUCGGCACCGCAUACCGCAUGUGAUUCGGUGCCUUGUGUGUCGGCGCCGCAUACUGCAUUUAGGUCUGACCCUGUUAUUGCUGAGACGGUUCAUGCUGUGAACGUUUUGCCUGUCAGUUUGAACGCUGCUUCUGCUAAUGCGAAGAAGCGCACGGCCAGUGUGGCUAUGGACGGAGACCGCCCGGUUGAGACGCGUGCGUGUAACGCAAAGACGUG
Molecule: messenger RNA, 1771 nt
Organism: Chlamydomonas reinhardtii
Lineage: Eukaryota; Viridiplantae; Chlorophyta; Chlorophyceae; Chlamydomonadales; Chlamydomonadaceae
Exons: 1
Coding region: 87-1406 (439 amino acids)
Source: RefSeq, a predicted model, not a curated record